AUGGCGGCCCCGUCGCUGAGAUCGUCGCGUUGGAUCGUCGCACUCGCGUCGCUCGCCGCUCUUGUCAUUCUCGGCCCGAUGUCAUUCUCCUCUCUCCCUCCAAUUCACAACCACGUAACGGCCACGUCAGCUUCGAAUCCAGCUAGUGUAGAUCUUCCCACAACUGGGAACGACGGGGAAACCAAUCUGGGCCGUACAGAGACUGUAACGGUGGAUGGGAUCGGACGUACGGAAGAGUCUGCAUCGUACGGAUCGACAGAAAGCGAAUCAGCGAAUGUCGAAUCUGGUCCGAGAGGAGAUCAAAUGAUAGGGUCGAAUCGCGUGUCAGUUUUCGUUCCAAAGUGCGCGGAAUCUGCGGGGAACGCGCCACUGAUCCACCGUCGAGCAGAAACUCUCAGCCUGGCAUCUUUCAAUGCAGUACCAGACGGCACCACUGAUAACACUGCUGCAUUCCGAGCGGCUAUCGGUGCGGUACAGUCGCUGGUGGCCGCCCAAUCAGUGGAGGGCAGAGGCGAUGCUGACGUGGCACUGGGGGCCACGCUGGUGGUGCCACGUGGCACCUGGCUGACUGGUCCUUUCAACCUCACCAGUCACAUGACUCUGUUUCUUGAACAAGGCGCAAUUCUACUGGCUAGCCCUCACAUGCCCGACUACCCCCUGGUGCCGCAGCCCCCCACGUAUGGGCCAGGGAGAGAGCUAGAACCUGGGCCACGUCACCACAGCCUCAUACUCGCUUACAACGUCACGGAUGUGCUUAUAACGGGAGAGAACGGGACGAUUGAUGGCAACGGGAGGCCGUGGUGGGAAGCGAUGGAGAGGAAGAGCCUGCACCACAUGCGACCUCAUGUGCUAGAGAUCCAGAGCAGCUGCCACGUGGCAGUCUCUCAUUUGACGCUGGUGAACGCGCCCUUCUGGUUCAUCCGCCCGCUCUACUCCUCCCGCCUCUCCUUCCGCCAUCUCACCAUCACCGCUCCCAGCACCGUUAGACAGACAGACGGAAUUGAUCCAGACUCCAGCACGCACGUGCUUAUAGAGGACUGCCACAUCAGCACGGGGGAUGAUGCCGUGGCAAUAAAGAGCGGAUGGGACCAGUACGGGUACAACGCCCACCCUGCUGCGCCCUCUGCUGAUAUCACAGUGCGCCGAGUCACUGUGCAGGUGCCGCCUGGCAGUGGCGGCGUGGGCCUAUCAAUCGGCAGUGAGAUGAGUGGCGGUGUGCAGAGAGUGAGGUUUGACGACUGCCGUGUGCUCGGUGCUGACGUGGGCAUCCGGAUCAAAUCCGCCGCCGGACGAGGGGGGUUCGUCAAGAAUGUUUCAUUCAUUCGCACUUAUGUACAGGACGUGAAAGUAGCUUUCACCAUCACCUCUUUCUUUGGCCACGGGGAUCCUCCCGGGUUCGACCCUCACGCACUGCCAAUCAUCCAAGACAUUACUGUAGACGGACUUACAGGAGAUAAUAUCGAUCGGGUUGUGAAGGUAGAAGGGUUAGCGGAGCAGCCCAUAAAGGGGGUGACUAUAUCGAAUGUGGAUGUGAAGUUGAGUGAGAAAGCACGGCCGAGGAAGGCAUGGAGGUGUAGUGGUGUUGAGGGCGGGCAGGUGUCGAAUGUUUCGGGCAGUUUCCCCAAUAGAAAACAAUGUACUGGGAUGUCAUGGGGCACAUAA
This is a messenger RNA of Closterium sp. Yama58-4, 1662 nucleotides long. The record is from the annotation of a GenBank genome assembly. Lineage: Eukaryota; Viridiplantae; Streptophyta; Zygnematophyceae; Desmidiales; Closteriaceae.